AUGGAUGCGAAUCCUCCUAUCAAGCCCGAGCCUUCGGAUUCCGAGGAUCGUUUCGUUAAACCGGAACCUUUGGAUGAUCCAAUGACAGCACCUCCAAUUUCUAGGGUUGCAUCAGAACAACCUUCGCACAAUGUCCUGACUAUGACUUCCGGUGCGUCUUUUUCAUCCGAUCCUUUCAGUCCCGCUCUUCAGACUGAAACAGGAAUGUCAACUUCUCCGAAUGCUCCUAUCAAGGCCGACCAGGAGAUAGAGCAAGAUAGAAACCCAAACUCUCCUGAUGUGGAAUCGAGUGGCACAAAUUAUCUCGAUCAGCUGAUCACUGUGACUGUUCCCGAAACACUAGAAUCUGGCGUGACAAUUGGUGUCGACCUCCUAGAUCAACUGAAAGUUCAUCUAAGCACUUUUAAAAAUCCCGAUGUUGAUACGUGGCUCGAUACAAUCAAUACGUUAAAAGAGAGUGCAAAGCCAACGCGCACUGUCGUAGGUGUUGUCGGCAAUACCGGCGCUGGUAAGAGCUCCGUCAUCAACGCACUUCUAGAUGAAGAACGAUUACUUCCUACAAACUGUAUUCGCGCAUGCACUGCGUCGCCGACUGAGAUUUCGUAUAAUCACUCGGAUGAUCCCUCCGAAUUAUACCGGGCUGAGAUUGAAUUCAUCACUGCUCAAGAGUGGAUUAAGGAACUCCAGAUACUAUUUAAUGAUUUGUUAGACGGCAAUGGUGCGGUUUCGCGUGACUGUUCCAACGCUGAUAGCGAGGCCGGUGUUGCUUAUGCGAAGCUAAAAGCCGUUUAUCCGCAUAAGACUAGGGAAAUGAUCGCCGAAGGGACACCACAAGAUUUUGCCAACGAACCAGCUGUUCGAGGGGUGCUCGGUAGUAUCAAGACUCUUAAAGAGAAUUCCGCGAAGAGUCUAUAUAGUCGGUUACAGCAUUAUGUCGACAGUAAGGAGAAGAUUACUGGGAAUGAGAAUAAAAAGCGAAACGUCCCUAUGGAAUAUUGGCCCUUGAUCAAAGUUGUCCGAAUUUACAUCAAGGCAAAGGCGCUGUCUACGGGAGCCGUACUGGUUGACCUACCGGGUGUACAAGAUUCCAAUGCUGCUCGAGCAGCGGUGGCGGAAAAAUACAUGAAGUCAUGUACCGGUUUGUGGAUUGUGGCACCUAUUACCCGAGCCGUUGACGAUAAGACAGCCAAGUCACUUCUCGGCGACUCUUUCAAGAGGCAAUUGAAAUACGACGGCACAUAUUCAGCUGUUACCUUUAUUUGUUCCAAGACCGAUGAUAUAUCCAUCACGGAAGCUGUAGACAGCCUUGGCCUCGAGGAAGAAAUAUCUGAGUCCUGGAGUCAAACUGAAGAAUUGACAAAUUCGAUGAAAACCUCCCAAUCUAUCUUAGAGGAAUUGACAGACAAGAAGACUGCACUUGGCGAGCAUGUCGAUGAGAUUGAAGCUAGUUUGGACAUAUGGGAGGACCUACAAAGUCAGCUUUCGAGCGGAGAGACAGUUUACGCGCCGUUCGAAAAGUCUAGGAAGAGAAAGAGGCUUUCCAAGCCCUUCCAAAGUCGCAAGAGCCGCAGCCCGUUUGGAUCUGAUAUCGAUAAUGUCGACAAUGAUGAUGGCCAGGAUGCAUACGAGUAUGACUCGAGUGAUAAGGAAAACUCGCAGUCGAUCAGCGCCGGCCAACCUCUUACCAGCGAUGAUAUUGACGAGAAACUUGCGUCACUCAGGGCACAGAAGAGAGAAAUACGUGACAAAAGGCGAGGCCUUGAUGCACAAAUUGCAGAUGCUCGCAAGCAGAUACGAGAGGCAAAAGCUGAGCGACAAGGAAUUCUUGCCGAGAUCAAGGCACGGUGUAUCCAAGGACGCAAUAAUUAUUCUCGCGGUGCAAUUAAGCAGGACUUCGCCAUGGGGAUCAAAGAACUUGAUCAAGAACACGCUGCAGAAGAAGAUGACACAACGUUCAACCCCGAUGAAGAUAUUCGCGACUAUGAUGAGGUUGCUCGUACUCUACCCGUGUUUUGUGUAAGCAGUCGUGCUUACCAGAGUCUAACUGGGAAACUCCGGAAAGAUGACUUCCAAGAUCAUGGGUUUAUGUCUCUAGAAGAUACAGAAAUCCCGCAGCUUCAGCUGCAUGCGAAGAAACUAACAGAGGAAGGACGAGCAAGUAACUGCCGUAGAUUCCUUAAUGAUCUAACCCAAUUGAUCAAUUCUAUGAAACUAUGGGCUAGUAACGAUGGAACUCAAUCUACACUGACGGAUGUGGAAAAGCGGCGCGAGGAAAUGCAUCUGCGCAAACUCUUGAAUGAUUUGGAGACCGGAUUCGAUACAUCUAUUAAGGAGGCAGUAAAAUUACUUAAAGAGUCACUUCAAGAGCAUGUUUAUUCCGUCUUCACGUCGUCUAUUCCAGGGGCUGUCUCUGCUGCCCCCAAUACCGCAAGCGGAUGGUCAGCGCCUAAACAAUUAGGCGGUAUGGUCUGGGCGACGUAUAAAGCAACCGUUCGGCGGAGUGGUGUUUAUACUGGGGCCUCGGGUCCUCGUGAUUUCAACCAAGAGUUAUUCGACCCAAUUUCUCGCAAUCUAGCAACGGGGUGGGAACGCGCAUUCCAGCGUCGGCUGCCAGCCGUUCUUGAUGAGUUUGCUUCAAAGGCAAAGAAACAACUAAAAGCGUUUCAUGAAGCUGCCGAAACCCGCGCUCGGCAACGCCAUACUAACGUAUCAGGAAUAAUUACCCUGUCCAGUCAGAUAUUGGCCCAUAUACGUACAUUAGAACAACUACCAAUUACCUUGCGAGCCGUAAUUACUGACCUUCAAAGAGAGGCUAGUCGACAAUUUACCCCUGCUAUCUGCAGUGCCAUGCAGUAUGCCUAUCAAGUUUGCACAGAGGAGCGCGGCCCCGGUUCUUAUAAUCGUAUGAAAGCAGCAAUGGCGAACCAUGUUGCAACUUCGCGUCAUACUAUGUUUAAUGAGGCCACCGACACAGUGAAAGCACAACUGGAAGCGAUGUGUCGUACUGUCCAAAAGAGCCUAAGUGACGAAAUGGAAGAUAUGUUCAGUUCUAUCUUUCGCGACUAUAUGAAGGUUCUUGUUGGCACCACAGUCGAUCGUCACGCCAAGCUGCCACCCCAAGAACUUGCCAUGCGAGCAAAUGUUAACGACUUCCUGCAGCAUUGCGACUUGAUGUUUUCAUCCGUUCUAGACGAGACAGCCGUCGAUGGACGUAUGGAAACAAAAGGCACAACACAGACGUCAGAAGAAGACCCAAUGAUAGAGGGUGAGAAUGAGUAUGGUGGGGAAGUGGCGUCCGUCAAAAUAGAAGCCCCAACUGAGACCCAAGCCUCCAUCGACGUACCUAGCGAGGCCAAUAACAACCACGCUAUACAAGAUGUAAAGUACAACUCAACGCUGGCUGAAGCUGAUGAAUUAAUGCAGCAACAAAUUCGAGCGCAAAGCCAAAGCGUCGAGUGCGAGUGA
Daldinia childiae is the source of this 3465-nucleotide messenger RNA. Its product is annotated as Nuclear GTPase SLIP-GC. The record is from RefSeq and is a predicted model, not a curated record. NCBI's taxonomy places the organism in Eukaryota, Fungi, Ascomycota, Sordariomycetes, Xylariales, Hypoxylaceae. Bases 1 to 3465 code for a protein of 1154 amino acids. The transcript has 6 exons.